Molecule: messenger RNA, 701 nt
Organism: Oppiella nova
Lineage: Eukaryota; Metazoa; Arthropoda; Arachnida; Sarcoptiformes; Oppiidae
Source: the annotation of a GenBank genome assembly
CAUGAACUGAAUGAACGAAUGUUUAGUGUUUAGUGAGUCAUAGAGUGAGGCCUGAGUUGCAGUGAAAUGCAUGCAAUGAGUACUGCGAGUGAGAAGUGAAUGAAUGAGUCUAUGGUUUGUAUUCAAUGUAUUCAAACAAAUGUCAACAAAACCUAUGAAUCCAUUGCCUGUCAAUUGAAUGCACGAAUCGUGAAGACAUCACUUAUUAGGCGUUCAAUUGAUUCGCAGCAGUAGUUGUCAUCACAGUUGGUGUCUUUGAGACAACCAAUUGAUACAAAUAAGUGAUUGACAUCCGAGUGGUUGGCUUUGAGCACACAAUCCAUUACUCUUACCACAGAAGGGAUCACUUGAAUGAUAUGUCUCAUCAAAAGUCUGGCAAAUCGGGCGAAGAGGUGGUGGUGAUCGCCAAAUACGACUACUCGGCGCAGGGAUCACAGGAGUUGGACCUGAAGAAGAAUGAGAGACUGGUAUUACUGGACGACAGUAAGCACUGGUGGAAAGUCUUGAAUUCGAGGAAUCAGUCGGGAUUUGUUCCCUCGAAUUACGUCAAGCGCGAGAAGCCCUCCCUCUUUGACAGCAUUAGGAAACGGGUCCGCAAGAAGACCGACUCUCACUCUCACCGCCACAACAGUCCCCUGUCGUCGCCCAUUGCGCCCAAAGCGGUCGACAUCGACAUCACGUGUUCGCCCGACUAAUUGUGU